Messenger RNA from Fusarium coffeatum, 399 nucleotides. RefSeq lists its product as uncharacterized. NCBI's taxonomy places the organism in Eukaryota, Fungi, Ascomycota, Sordariomycetes, Hypocreales, Nectriaceae. The record is from RefSeq and is a predicted model, not a curated record. The transcript has a single exon. The coding region runs from base 1 to 399 and encodes 132 amino acids.
AUGGCUCGAUCAAUCGCCCUUACCGCACUUCUCUUCGCUCUGCCUAUCGCAGCUGAGAUCACCAACACCCCUGUCAAUUCCGCCACUGCCACUGUCGACACGCAAGAUGCGAUCUCGUCGGUCGAGUCCUCAAUCACCUCCCUUGAAAACACUAUCCCUAUGACGACUGCUGCCCCCGAAACAACCCUGAACUCGGACGAUAUUACCAUGGUAGUCUACUCCACUCAAACCCGAAGUAAUGGUAUAGAUUAUAUGGCAUCAGCGUAUACUCGGGUCAAUGGAACUUUCCCCCCAGCUGCUUACCCUACCGAUGUCGUCGACAAUGCUGGAUCUGGAUUGGUGGUUAAGUCUGCCGGACUUGUUGGUGGACUUGCUUGUGCUCUUGCCGCUAUGCUCUAG